Moneuplotes crassus is the source of this 1070-nucleotide messenger RNA. NCBI's taxonomy places the organism in Eukaryota, Ciliophora, Spirotrichea, Euplotida, Euplotidae. The record is from the annotation of a GenBank genome assembly.
GGUUGUGUGAAGAUUGAGACCAAGAUAUUACUCAGAAAGUUAUUGCAGUGAUGAAGAAUUAUGAGGUUGGAGAGGAACUGUUGACUGGGCUUGGACAAGAUCAAGGAUUUGAUAGGUUCUGUAAUGAGUGGGUAUCUCGAAGGGGAGGGAUUGGGUACAUGCAGACUAAUCAACAGGAUACAGAUGCCUUGAAUGAGAUGAAAGAGAAAUUGAGAGAACAGAAGAAUCUCAUAAGGAAAUUAAUAUAGUGAGCAAUAGAAAGAGGUUCGAUGCCGAAAUUGCUUCUUCUGUUAAUGAUCUUGAAUUAACUCUCAUGAUAUCCAAAUAUGAACAAAAUCGAUACCCUUGUAAAGCCUUCAAUUCUAAAACAAAUCUCAGGAUUAAUACUAAAAAUCCGAGAGAUCAGCAGAUUCUUAAAAGAAUAUAAAUUUUCAUAUUCCUACAUGUGGCAUUAUUAAUUUUACCUUCAGUAAAAAUAAUGAGAAAAUGGUCAGAAAGUUCUUCGAGAAAGUUUUCCCCAAGAAAACUGAGAGAUUCCAUUUAUGUUACUCGUCCGUAAAUAAUUCAAACAAAAAUGCGACCAACAUUGGUGGCUACCUCAAGAAAUUACAGCUUGCUUCUUUAACCCUCAUCAAGGUGCUCAGAUUGGACGAGUUUAGUAUUAAUCAAGCCCAAUUCAAGAGAAUCUUUAGCCUCUUCAAAGGGAUCAGGACAAUUGAGUUUGGGAGGUGAAUGAUCGACCUGGAUACUACACCUGACCUUUCUCUAGCUCUAAAGAAAUGCACUCUUAACAGUUUGAAAUUCAACUUUUGUUACAUCAAUUGUCAUGCCGAGAUCGAUAAGAAAGUUGAGAACUGUCAAAACUUAAUCCAAGCUCUUAGUCAGUCUCCAGACCUGAUUCAAAGUCUGGAAAAGUUAAUACUAAUUUAUACUGGCUUGACCAAAGGAGUUGUGGAGAGGAUCAGCAAGAUGAGACAGCUCCGUUACAUUCUUGACAAUAAAAGUUUAAGUUAAUGAAAGACAUUAGUGAAAUAUCUUUAACUCAAAUAAUUUUCAAUAAUGUCACUUGU